Molecule: messenger RNA, 1166 nt
Organism: Mangifera indica (mango)
Lineage: Eukaryota; Viridiplantae; Streptophyta; Magnoliopsida; Sapindales; Anacardiaceae
Product: peptide methionine sulfoxide reductase A5-like
Exons: 5
Coding region: 216-926 (236 amino acids)
Biological process (GO): cellular response to oxidative stress
Cellular component (GO): cytoplasm
Molecular function (GO): peptide-methionine (S)-S-oxide reductase activity
Source: RefSeq, a predicted model, not a curated record
AUAUUACCUUUCUAUCCUCGACUAUAUUGAUUUUAGUCUAAUGCUGGUCUGGUCUCUAUCUCGAUUAAGAAAUCCUGCCCUUACUCAAAGAGAGACGGUUUGAAAAUCCGAUUUGAAUGAUCGAAUUAUCAUUCUUAAAAAGACACCUGCUCUAAUGGGUUGGGGUCUCACAAUACGAUGCCCAAGUAGAUACCUCGAAUUCACUCUUUCUCACCAUGGCAAAUCUCUCACUACCUUACAUACUUUCUCUCAUUCUACUUGCACUGUCAUUUCCCGAUAAAACAUUCUGCAUUCGGUUUCCUGAUCGGAUCACGAAUACCGUUCAGAACCAACCGGACAGCCCCUUAAACACUGCCGUUUUCGCCCUUGGCUCCUUCUGGAGAUCGGAAGCCGUUUUCGGAUGCUUAAAUGGAGUCGUGCGUACCACCGCUGGAUACGCUGGCGGAUCCAAAACCAACCCUGAAUUUCGGAGCUUGGGUGAUCAUGCCGAGUCCGUUCUGGUUGAGUACGAUCCUAGGUUGAUCACUUUUAGGCAACUUUUGGAGGUUUUUUGGUCAAGUCAUGAUUGUAGGCAAGUAUUUGGGCAAGGUCCUGACGUGGGUAAUCAAUACAGGUCUAUUAUUUUCACUAGUGGAACAGAUGAGUCUAGAUUGGCUGCUCUUAGCAAAGAAAAAGAGCAAAUGAAGUCGAAGAGGAGCAUCGUGGCUACUCAAAUUCAAAAACUUGGAAAUUUUUAUCCUGCAGAGCCUGAGCAUCAGAAAUUUGAGCUCAAACGGAACCCUUUCCUUCUUCAGCUGAUGGGAAACUUACCACAAGAGGAGCUUGAGAAGUCAAGUCUGGCUGCAAAACUAAACGGCUAUGCAGCAGAGCUUUGCCCUCCAAAGGUUCAGAAGCUGAUUGAUGAUAAGAUCAAAGGUUCCAAUUAGGUGAAAAGUAAUCACAUCAGUAAGAGUUCUGAUUCACGGUGGUUUUUGGGGGAUUGGUAUCCUGUGAUAAUGUGGAGGAGGUGCAAUGCAAAAUGAUUCCUUUUAAGAUUGGAUUCGAACCAAUUCAGUUGGGUUUGAUUCAAACUUUAGAGUUUUAGUUUGAUAACAAGAUUCAAAUUUGACUCAAAUCUCUUUCAGUAACAUUUUUUAUCCUAUUGAUAAUAUUAUUCAUUUCGUCAA